AUGUCUGAACCCGUCGCUAUCGAUGCCACCCGCGCACCCGCAUCCCUUUGGGACCGCGUGUCGAACUGGGUCUCGGAGAAUAAAGCUGUCGCUUAUACCAUCGCUGGAACAGUAGUUGUCAUCACGAGUGCUGGCGCCAUCUACUAUUUCUCAAGUCAGAAAAGCGGUGCCCCUGCUACGCCUACAGAAAAGAGAAAGAGCAAGAAAGAGCGACGGAAAGAAAAGAAAGCUGCCGAAGAGGCACAGAAGGCAGGGAUUAGUCUGAAAGAUGAGGAAGCUGGCACGGCGCCUCGAGCUGCGACCGUCGAGACCGAGGAUGAAAUACCCGAGAUCAACGAGUCCAACAUUGAAAACUUCUCGAAAGAGGUAGAGCUGCCUACACUGUCCUUGAGACGCUAUUCUGACCAUGACCAUGAGCAGGAGAGAGCAACAUAUGCCGGCAAAUUAAAGGCUGCCGGCAACAAAGCAUAUGGCUCCAAAGACUACAAUAAGGCCAUCGAGCUUUAUGGGAAAGCAAUCCUAUGCAAACCCGAUCCUGUGUACUACUCUAACCGAGCCGCUUGCUACAACGCCCUUAGUGAAUGGGACAAGGUGGUAGAAGAUUGUACUGCUGCCAUCUCGAUGGACCCAGAAUACGUCAAAGCUCUGAAUCGCCGCGCACACGCGUAUGAACACUUGGGACUCUUCUCUGAAGCGUUGCUGGAUUACACAGCCAGUUGCAUCAUUGACGGAUUCAAGAAUGAAAACAGUGCCCAAAGCGUGGAAAGAUUAUUGAAAAAGGUGGCAGAGAAGAAGGGCAAAGCGAUUCUUGCCGGCAAGAAAAACAAAUUACCUGGUGCAACCUUUGUUUCCAACUAUCUGCAGAGCUUCCGGCCGCGCCCGCCGCCUGAGGGCCUGGAUGAAAGCGCUGAGCUCGAUGAGAAUACCGGCAAAGGCCAGCUUCAGCGUGGCUUGAUCGCCAUGCAGAAGAAGACUGCCGAAGGUUACGACGAAGCUGCGGCGGCCUUCAAGAAAGCUCUUGAACUCGGAGACCUGGGUGAGCAUGAGGCUUUUGCCUACAACAUGCGUGCCACGUUUUUGUACCUCGAGGGCGACAUCACCAACGCUCUCGAUGACCUCAACAAAGCCAUUGAGCUACAACCUUCUCUCACUCAACCAUACAUCAAGCGUGCUAGUAUGCAGCUGGAGUUGGGGAACAAAGACCUUGCUGCAGAGGACUUUGAAAAGGCCAUGACACAGGACAAAAACGAUCCGGACAUCUUUUACCACCGUGCACAGCUGCAUUUCAUUCUCGGAGAAUAUGCCGACGCCGCCAAGGACUACCAAAAGUCCAUUGAUCUGGACAAGGACUUUAUCUAUUCGCACAUUCAGCUGGGCGUCACCCAAUAUAAGCUAGGAUCGAUCGCGUCUUCGAUGGCAACAUUCCGACGAUGUGUGAAGAAUUUUGACAAAGUGCCCGACGUGUACAACUAUUAUGGCGAGCUGCUGCUUGAUCAGCAGAAGUAUCAGGACGCCAUCGAGAGAUUCGAGACCGCAAUCGAUAUGGAGCGCCAGACAAAACCCAUGGGAGCUAUCAACGUGCUCCCGCUCAUCAACAAAGCCUUGGCACUUUUCCAGUGGAAGCAGGAUUUCAAGGCGGCGGAAGAGCUUUGCGAGAAAGCGUUGAUCCUGGACCCUGAAUGCGACAUUGCUGUGGCCACAAUGGCUCAGCUCCUCCUUCAACAAGGCAAGGUGACCAAGGCUCUGGAGUAUUUUGAGCGCGCCGCCGAGCUGUCGAGAACAGAAGGGGAAAUUGUCAAUGCGCUUUCUUACGCCGAGGCCACACGUACGCAGCUGGAGGUGUCACAGAAGUAUCCUCAACUGGCUGCCCGUCUGCAACAAAUGGAGGGCGCAGGCCUCGGCGGACCUCAACUGAGGUAA
Messenger RNA from Fonsecaea monophora, 1920 nucleotides. RefSeq lists its product as hypothetical. Bases 1 to 1920 code for a protein of 639 amino acids. Gene Ontology annotation, cellular component: mitochondrial outer membrane. Gene Ontology annotation, molecular function: protein-transporting ATPase activity; protein binding. Lineage: Eukaryota; Fungi; Ascomycota; Eurotiomycetes; Chaetothyriales; Herpotrichiellaceae. Gene Ontology annotation, biological process: intracellular protein transport. The record is from RefSeq and is a predicted model, not a curated record. The transcript has 3 exons.